Molecule: messenger RNA, 1084 nt
Organism: Oncorhynchus keta (chum salmon)
Lineage: Eukaryota; Metazoa; Chordata; Actinopteri; Salmoniformes; Salmonidae
Product: collagen alpha-2(I) chain-like
Exons: 4
Coding region: 1-1038 (345 amino acids)
Source: RefSeq, a predicted model, not a curated record
AUGGCCCAGCUUAACUUUCUGGAAGACAAAUGCAGCUGCUGUCGAUCGGGGUGGCCGAGCACUCCUCUGGUUCUUGGGAGUGAUGAGAGCUUAGCUCCUUUAGAAAAAAGCCAGGCGUUGAUACAUCUCCAUUUGCUUAAUAACACCAUUUCUUACAUUACAUCAGGUUGUAAAGCUCUCCCAGUUACAUCAGGUUGUAAAGCUCUCCCAGUUACAUCAGGUUGUAAAGCUCUCCCAGUUACAUCAGGUUGUAAAGCUCUCCCAGUUACAUCAGGUUGUAAAGCUCUCCCAGUUACAUCAGGUUGUAAAGCUCUCCCAGUUACAUCAGGUUGUAAAGCUCUACCAGUUACAUCAGGUUGUAAAGCUCUCCCAGUUACACCAGGUUGUAAAGCUCUCCCAGUUACAUCAGGUUGUAAAGCUCUCCCAGUUACAUCAGGUUGUAAAGCUCUCCCAGUUACAUCAGGUUGUAAAGCUCUCCCAGUUACAUCAGGUUGUAAAGCUCUCCCAGUUACAUCAGGUUGUAAAGCUCUCCCAGUUACAUCAGGUUGUAAAGCUCUACCAGUUACAUCAGGUUGUAAAGCUCUCCCAGUUACAUCAGGUUGUAAAGCUCUCCCAGUUACAUCAGGUUGUAAAGCUCUCCCAGUUACAUCAGGUUGUAAAGCUCUACCAGUUACAUCAGGUUGUAAAGCUCUCCCAGUUACAUCAGGUUGUAAAGCUCUCCCAGUUACAUCAGGUUGUAAAGCUCUCCCAGUUACAUCAGGUUGUAAAGCUCUACCAGUUACAUCAGGUUGUAAAGCUCUCCCAGUUACAUCAGGUUGUAAAGCUCUCCCAGUUACAUCAGGUUGUAAAGCUCUCCCAGUUACAUCAGGUUGUAAAGCUCUACCAGUUACAUCAGGUUGUAAAGCUCUCCCAGUUAUUUAUCUUUUCCUUUCGCCAAAGAAUUCACUUCACAACAAGUGCAGCAGCAUCAACUCAAAUCUAUCUGAUGGCUUCGGAAGAAAUAUAGUUGAAAGAAACCUUGUAAAAAGGAAGUCCUAAAAAACUGUUACAUUCACAGCUUCCUUUCUGGCAGACAAAGGUUGAA